This is a messenger RNA of Dothidotthia symphoricarpi CBS 119687, 3315 nucleotides long. Its product is annotated as putative zinc metalloprotease. Gene Ontology annotation, molecular function: metalloexopeptidase activity. The coding region runs from base 84 to 2936 and encodes 950 amino acids. Lineage: Eukaryota; Fungi; Ascomycota; Dothideomycetes; Pleosporales; Dothidotthiaceae. The record is from RefSeq and is a predicted model, not a curated record. The transcript has 2 exons. Gene Ontology annotation, biological process: proteolysis.
CGCACCACUCCCAGCCAUUUACUUGACGCGAACAGGAGUUUGCAGACCUCCACUCUGAGCCUUUUUGGGCACUCGAGCUCAGCAUGGCUCGCUACAACCCAUUUUCCUUCACGCCUGCGCCUGUCAUCUUCUUCACAACAAUCACGUACAUAGCUCUGUUUACAGCCCUGCUUUCCGUCCACCUCGGAGUACCUAGCCAUCCCUCCAAGACGCCGGCAGGAAUAGAUCUCACCCAAGCCUGGACUGACCUCGAAAACAUCACGCGACAGUUCCACCCUUACAACAGUCACGCCAACGACCAUGUUCGCAAGUACUUGCUGUCACGCGUCCAGGACAUCGUAGCCGCCAAGAAUCUCAGUAGCCACCAGGUUCAAGUCAUAGAUGACAACGUUUCCAACGCCACCUUUUCGUCUGGUAGCACAAGCGUCUACUUCGAAGGGACCAAUAUCAUUGUCGCCAUUCGCGGCUCGAGAGAUGACGAGCCACUCGACCAGAGCCGUAACCCAGAAAACGGCGGAGUUUUGGUGAAUGCUCACUAUGAUUCUGUCAGCAGUGGCUAUGGCGCAACUGACGACGGGGUGGGAGUCGUCACUAUACUGCAGCUACUUUCGUACUUCACCGAACCCAAGCACUGGCCCAAACAGACAGUUGUGCUUCUUUUGAACAACGGCGAAGAAGACUUCUUAAAUGGAGCCAAAGCCUUCAUGCGUCACAACAUCUCACAAGUUCCACACACCUUCGUGAACCUCGAGGGUGCUGGUGCAGGUGGAAGAGCUACACUAUUUAGAAGUACUGAUACCGAAGUGACACGCUUCUACAGGGCAUCGAGCCAUCCGUUUGGCACAGUCGUCAGUGGGGACGGUUUCAAGAAAGGUCUUAUUCGUAGCGAGACAGAUUACCGAGUCUUUCACUAUGAGCUGGGACUUCGCGGCCUCGAUAUCGCCUUCAUGGAGCCUCGUGCCCGCUAUCACACAGUUGAGGAUUCGACCCGCGAAACUUCGAUGAACUCUCUUUGGCACAUGCUCUCUGCGGCAGUCGCUUCUACGUCUGGACUGGCUGCCGACACCGGCAAUAGAUUCAACGGCAAUCCUGAGGGACGCAAACUACAUAAUGGUAAAGUCGAUACCGGCGUCGGCAGUGAUGCUGUGUGGUUUGACGUAUUCGGCAAACUAUUCAUCGUGUUCCAGUUGCAUACUAUGUUUGCGUUGUGUGUAACGCUACUUGUUGUUGCGCCUCUCACUCUAAUCUGCCUCACCGUCGGUCUAUCAAAGGCAGACAAAAACUACUUGCUCGCUCGCAAGUCUUACAUCCAUUCCGCAGACGAUGACCAGGCUGUAGAACUUAACGGAUGGCGCGGAUUCUUUCGCUUCCCAAUCGUUUUUGCGAUCGCGACUGCGGCCGUUGUUGGACUGGCCUACCUCGUUGUUCGGCUCAAUCCAUUCAUCGUAUACAGUAGUCCCUUCGCAGUCUGGAGUAUGAUGCUCUCUGCUUGGUUCUCCAUCGCGUGGUUCUUCUCGCGAGGUGCAAGCGCCAUGCGACCAUCCGCCCUUCAACGCAUGUAUGCGCUAAUCUGGCUCUUCGUUGCAUCGUUUGCCUUGCUCGCUUUCGUCACCGUGCUGGCUCAAAAUUUCCAAGUUGCUGCAGGAUAUCCCGUCAUGUUUUACUUCACCGCCGUUUUUGUCGCGCUCGUGCUAUCAUAUCUCGAACUGUUCUUCGCUCCAAAGAAAUCCACUUACGUCGCCCACUUCGAUCAAACAGAUGGCUCAGCAAGUCGACCACUUACUGGGACCACGACCGCUGCACGCUCGGAAGACCGCCCAGUAUUGGACGACGACGCUACUGAGACAACCUCGCUUCUACGAGGGGAUCGUCAGAGCUUCGCAAGACAUAGUGGGAGGCGAGGAUCAACGAGCGAAGCAGAUGCCAAUCACGAAGAGGGACCUCGCCAGCUAGACCUUGGACAUCCUUAUCCUGGAGAGCAAAAAUGGAGCGGGAAGAUCCCCAGUUGGCUUUGGUUCAUCCAGUUUCUUCUCUUGGCCCCCAUCAUUAUCGUCAUCGUGGGACAAAUCGCGCUGCUGUUGACAUCUGCAUUAUACCAGACGCCCGCAGACGGUAACUCGACUCUGUAUAUCUAUAUUGCUUUCGCGAUUCUUGCCACGCUACUCCUUGCUCCUACAGGCCCCUUCAUCCACCGAUUCACCUAUCACGUGCCUACGUUUUUGUUUUUGGUCUGCGUCGCGACUGUCAUUUACAAUCUCGUGGCGUUUCCCUUUAGCAGGGAACACCGCCUGAAAGUGUAUUUCCUGCAACAAGUCGACUGCGAAUCCGGAGUCAACACGGUAUCCCUGACUGGAUUAGAUGGCUACGUCCAGCGCGUCAUCGGGGAUCUUCCCAGCGCCCAGGGCCAGCAUAUCAACUGCACAGCGCCUGACGUCGCAACGCGUAAAGAACUAAGAAAAUGCGCCUGGGAAGGUCUUCCAGCCAAAGUAGUACCUAAAGUAACACCGUUCAGCAACAGGACUUACAGCGAUAGUUGGCUUGAUUAUUCCAUUUCCAAAAGCAACACAACGAACAAAGCCACAAUCAGCGUCAUUGGUCAGAAUACACGAGCAUGUCGCAUUCUUUUUGACACGCCAAUUUUUGAUCUGGCGGUCACUGGUGGCGUUUCAGAUCCUCGUUUUAGCCCGACGGGCGAAACUGGGUCGCACGAGGUACGUCUCUGGCACCGGGAGUGGUCUCAGCCUUGGAAUGUUAGCGUGACCUGGAAUGUCGAUUACGCUUCGAAACUUUCUGGAAAGAUUGUUUGUCUUUGGUCGGAUGCCAACGGUGGUGGCAUCCCUGCAUUUGAUGAGGUCCGUCAUUACUUACCCUUGUGGGCGGUCCCGACAAAGAUAGGUGACGGGCUCGUGGAAGGGUUUAAACAUUUCGAAAUUUGAGUCUGCUGGCCUCUUGCUUGUUCAAGCCACCAGCUUCCCUGCUAACUCAUUUGCGUGUGCUGCGAUAUCCCUCUCGCAUGCAUACCAUCAUGGCGUCAGAUCAUCUGCUUUUCUAUGCAUGAAUUCGUUAUUAAUGCAUCAAUCUCCUUUUCUCGAAGGUGUACAGUUCAGUUUGUUCUGCCCCUUGUCUGUUCCGGUUCUUUCUGGGCGCCUUUGUUACUAGUAUUUGAACUUUACACAUCUCUGUAGCACUGCGAGCGAAUGCAUACCCAUACUUUAAUGGCAACGAACAUCAGCACUUACCUUCUAUUUCGCGAGCCCAUGUUCGAACGAUCCUUCGAUGCAAGCGGCAGCUGAGUCGAACUACACUCAUUCGAAC